AUGAUGGGGCUGAUGAGCUCGCAGGAUGCGGACCUCUUUUCAGAUGACGAGGUUCCCAGUCGCCGCCCUGUCCUCGCGUCUCCGUCUGUGCAGGCACUCCCGACCCCGGCCAAGGAAGAUCCAGAUCCGGAUGACUAUCCCCGCGUGGUGCGGCCGUCGCUGGUGCAACUGUCUGCUGAGGUCUCGCCCAGUUUGCCCUUGACCACGAAGGAGAGUGAUACAGAUGCUAGGAGGCUUCCAAGCGCUACACAGACGGCACACAUUGAGGGGCCAUGUCCAAACCUUUGGUGUGGAAGACGCCUCAAUAAGUCGGUGGUGCUGCUACCCAACACCUGGAUCACUCUGGGGAAGGAGGGGUGCCAUGUGAAGCUGCCUUCGCGGAUGGUCUCCACGAAGCAUUGCCAGCUGAGAUGGGUCAGCGCAGCGAGGCAGGUGGAAUUUGUGGACACCAGCACAAAUGGAACCUGGGUCAGUGGGGAGAAGGUCUACCGGAAUCGCAAAGAACCGAAGCUCUUGGAGCACGGCGCGCGGGUGGUCAUCGAGAACGAUCCACCGGAGAAUCGCUUCAACUUCGUGCUGGACCUCCGGCCCACCGGUUUGGCCUUCGCCGACCCUCGACAGCUCCCCAGAGGUGUUGACAGACCCAAACAAGAGUUGGAGCGAGAAAAGUGGAAGAAGCACCUCUUCUCGCUGCGGAUGCGUCAAGACAAGCAGGAGUCGGAUAUCCUUGAGAAGGAGAAGUUUUACCAUGAGCUCCAGGUGCAGCGCCGUGAGCUGGAAGCAAAGACUCAGCUCUGGCAGGGAGAGAUUGAAAGACUGAAGGAGGACACCGAGAUGGUGUUGAAAAAGAUGUUCGAGAAACGCGAUGCUUGGAAGGCCAAACUCCAGGAGCUUUACAAAGCGAACGAGGAAGUGACGGUUCCAUUGACGCAGCGCACCAUAGAGAAGCAGGACCAGGUACAUCAGCUCGAAGGGAAGAGCCUUGGCGAGAAAGCGGAGUUACAGGCAGAAAUCAAGCGUUUGGAUGAGGAGUGCGAGCGCAAGCGAGCAGAACUGGAAGACCACGCCUCACGCUACGCCGAGUUGAACCACGUGCUCCCAGCCGGUGACGAGGUGUUGACACUUGAUGUGGCAGGUGAGACCUUUCGUGCGUAUCGCUCGACCCUGCAGCAGGUCGAAGGCUCGGUCCUGUGCACCUUGGCCUCGGGCAGAUGGCAAGGCUCCUCGCCAUCGGAGGGCACCAUCUUUUUGGAUUGCAAUCCUCAUUCCUUCAAGGAGAUCUUGGAGUUUCUGCGGGAGCGGCGCCUCGACCGGGCCGCGCUUCCCAGCUUUAGCCCCAAGGCAGCGCGCCUGGCUGACUACUUGGGUAUCCCAGUCGCGCGGGUGGUGGAAGACAUCUACCUGAUCGCAGAGUUUCAACGCGCAGGCGAUAACAAAGUCGCACCGGGCUUCAUGUUUGAUGUGAUGAUCAGCGGACCUUUUGAGUGCCUGAUCCACACCAUCAGCUUCUCCAUGGGCCGGGGCGGUAAGGCCAGCCUCUUUGUCCGCUCGGGCAGCUGCUUGGAGGCGCAGACCGAUCGUGAGGGAUGGAAGGAGCUCUGCAGCUUACAGGUGGUCAUGGGCCGCAAUCGGAUGGACCUGCCCCGCGGCGAGGCGAAGACGAUCGGUCCCAACGGAGUGCUGGGCGUCUACCUUUGCUUCUCUGAAGGUGCGGAUGACCUCCUCUACUCCGACAAGCCCUCGCAAGCGAGCCACAAGGUGCUGUCGGAGCAUCGGACCUUGAGCGAUGGGAUGAAGUUAGUCUCGCUGAAGGGACGCGUGGCAGGGACCAAUUCCUUCUCCUUCGGAGCGCACCGGGAUGAUCGAUUCUUCGUGGGGAGCAUCGAGUACUCCCUGGAGUAA
Messenger RNA from Durusdinium trenchii, 1902 nucleotides. Lineage: Eukaryota; Dinophyceae; Suessiales; Symbiodiniaceae. The record is from the annotation of a GenBank genome assembly.